CGGGGGUCGGGCGAGAGAGAGCCUCAUGCUGAUUUGAUGGUUGAUUUGUUGAUUGGUCGUCGAGUGAUUGGUUAAUCCGUUUGACGAGCGGGUUGAUAGAUCACUCAAAUGGGAAGGAGGGGUAAAGCCACGUGGACAGAUCAGUAAAUAGAGUACAGCGAUGACACGUGGCAGUAGCAGAAGCAGCCGCCGCCGCCGCCUUCAGCGGAUCUAGAACGAGAGCGUCCUCGAACACUCGCAGACUUCGCAGGCGACGCCUGUUGUUGUCGUCAACAGGUGGGUGAGGAGUAGAGAGAGGGAGGGAGGAUAUGCGUGUUCGCGCUUGUGUCUCUUUGCCUGGCGAUACUUUCCCGCCAUUACCCCGUGGCUUCGACGGGCACUCCACUCCUGCUUCGGCAUUUUCGAGGUGUUUGUAGUCUCAAGUGGAGGUCUCGUUCCGCUAUAGAUUGAGGUGGUGUGCUGUCAUCGCUGGUCGUUCAGACCAACGGGCUGUAUGUAGACUGAGGCACCAAUCUUCAUUCAGAGAUCUGCGAUCGAGGAGGUGCUUAAACCACCAAUCUCGGGGAACAUUCAUCUCGUCCUCAUCGUCUGGAGUCUGCAAUCUCGGCGAGGAUUCAUUCCAUCCCAGAACGUUCCGCUGAAUAUCCAUCUCAUUCUCAUCAUUGCGAGUCGGCAAACUCGGGGAAACGUUCAUCUCAAUCCUCAUCGUUUUGGUAAUCAGAAAGCUCUAUCUGUCUGUCUGUCUCUCUCUGGAGAGUCUGUUGUGUUUCAUCACGCGCGUAGUAUGCAAGGGUCGUCAGCCCAAUCGCAAUACGCGGGAAACAACGGGAGUGGAAGAAAGGAGUCGGGAUCGGGAUCGGGAUCUCCUUCGCGCGGGAGAGUUUUCGACGGGGUGGCGACCUGCUGAGCGGUCGCGUGCGACUGGGCGACCUGCCGAGCGACUGAUCGACCAGUCUCGCGAUCUGAUGCACUGCCCGAUUAGGACGCAAGUCUUGUCCGUUUGUUAAUUGAUGGAUUUCCUGAUCGGGCAAGUGAGUGAUUCGACGACUGGCUAAGCUCUCUCUCCUCAGAGGGGGUCAGCAUCAGCGCGAUUGCUUGGCCGUUGGGACAAGGUAGGUGGCAACAGAGGGGGUAUACUCAUCGAGAGAUCUUGCACCUGAUUAACGAGCUUGAAAGGGGGGAAGGAGGGGAGGGAGGAUGAUUGUCUGCGCCAAGGGACGUGCCCUCCUGGCCAAAGCACGUGCGGCGGCGCGUGUCGCGAAGGUUGCGGCGGCUAACCUUAAAGGGACGGAUGGGAUCCCGACUUCAUCGAAAGCGGCAUGUAUCAGCUGCCAGCAUGUGCUGGGAAGAGAUCAUGUUGCCGUCGUCAUUGGUGGGAGAUUGAUUCACUGUGGGCGAGGUGAUGUUGACAGAAGAAAACAAGAAGAGACGGGCUGUGAAAGCCAUGGCCGAUUUCUGCUGGGUCAAGCCGUCCCAUGGAGAAACUACAGAGGGAGCGAACGGCUUAGGUGUGCGCUUGAGAUGCAUGGUGGUUUUGUUAGUGCAAGGCGUGAGUUUCAUGGGAGCGCUGUGACGGAAUUUCCAAAAGCGGAUUAUUAUGAAACUCUAGGUGUGAGCAAAAAUGCGUCUGCACAAGAGAUUAAGAAGGCGUAUUAUGCGGUUGGCCAUGAUUCAUAUUCGGACCACGCUGCAGCUGGAGGAGGAGGAGGACCUGGGUUCAGCGCAGGUGGAUGGCCUCCGGGGAGUGGCUUAGAAGAGAUGUUCCAGGCGGUCUUUGGUGGCGGGGGGCAGAGAAUGGUACAGCAGGUUGAGGUGACUCUCGAAUUGUCGUUUAUGGAGGCAGUCCAAGGAAGCACGAAGAGGAUAAACUUUAUGACGACAGAUCGGUGCUCCGACUGCAGAGGCUCUGGUAUUCCCCCUGGUGUCAAGCCACAGACUUGCCGAACAUGUCGUGGAACAGGACGGGUUAGCAUGACCAGAGGAUUUUUCAUGAUGGAGUCUACCUGUAUGAGCUGCGAAGGUAGAGGGCAGUUCGUCAAGGAGCAAUGUCGCCCAUGCCGAGGCAAAGGGACUGUUCCAGUCAAUCGCACUAUUGAUGUCGACAUACCAGCAGGUGUGGACUCAGGAAUGGACAUGCAGCUAGAUGGUGAGGGUCACAUAUUACCGAAUGGUCGGCGAGGAGAUGUAGUUGUGAGGUUAUUGGUCAAGAAGGACCCAGUUUUUCAAAGGGAGGGUUCCAACAUUCAUGUGUACGUGACGUUGCCAUUUUAUCAGGCGAUUUUGGGCGGAAACAUUAGCGUACCAACCCUCACAGGCGACGUCUUGCUCAAGGUGAAGCCAGGAACACAGCCAGGUGAAAAGAAUGUAAUGAGAGGGAAAGGUAUCAAAUCCUUCAACUCCAACAGAUACGGAGAUCAGUAUGUACAUUUCAGAGUACAGAUACCAACGACUCUAACACCUCGGCAGAGGAUCUUAAUUGAGGAGUUUUCAAGAGAGGACGAGUCAGCCGAAAGCUCAGCAUAUGAGGGAAGUGGGUAGAUCAGGGCCCAUCUUUGAGAAGUGUUACUUGGAAUGACCGUGCGUUUGAGGGCAUUAGUGGGAUGCUCUGCUCGUGGAGGAGUGUCUGUGAGGACGCCGAAUGUUUCCUGUCCUGUGAUUCCUGGAAAAUGCAAUGCAACUUUCGUGUGAAAAGUAGGUAUUGUUGUGGUGGGUGGGUGGGUGAGACGGGCUCUUCCGUAUAUGCCAGUUGUCUCUUAAGUAACUGAGAAGCACAACAAUAAUGUACUCCUAAGCUAUAACUGAGACACGAUUUAAUGGCCAGAAGGCGACAAAGGGAGCCACCUUAGGUGUCGAAGGGAGAGCCACCUUAGUUAACAGCACAACCGCGAAGUAACUCAGUGAGAAAGUCAGCAGUUACUCUCUUGAUUUACCUCAGUAAAUCAACUAGGGCUAACUGAUGGGAUCGCCCGCCUGUAUUGUUUGCAAGGAAAGGUAACUGAGGAAAUUUCCCUUCUAUGCGGAAACUCCGCCGGAUUCGCUUUCAUUGCAUUCAGCGCUGUUCGUUCACAUUGCAAACUAGGCAAGCUAAUAGGAAGACAUGUCCGUCAGUGAAUUGUGCAUCAGAUCUGGACUGGGUUCAAGCUUUUACUGCGGACUGCGGAGGGGAAAUCCCGAUUUACAUCAGCUAACUAGCUGCAAGGAAACGCACUUCGGAAAAGUAACCCAGGAAUUUUCCCUUUUUUUCGCGCAGUAACUCUAGAUCCGCUCUUAAGUUAACGGGAAGCUUACUGCAAUGAAAAUGAACUGUACAGUGGCUCUGUAUUCACUUGUUAACUGCGGACAGUAAAUCCAUAUUUUUUUACCUCAGUUUAGUCGGCGAGAAUGCAGUGAAGCGCCGCAGAUAGCUGCGAGUCACCUGUCGGAGUGAUUCGGUGGACAGCAAAGGGAGUUUGCAAGUACGUCUAGUUGCAUGACUGCAAGAUAACUCAUGUGAGAGCAUCAGUCGAUGACAACUCGCACUUCAACGAGCUCAGUAUGGAUAUUGCUUACUGAGCUUGGUAACUAAGGGGAAGUUACUGUGGCAGUUGACGGCAAGCCUCAGCUCCCUCCUGAGCUUGGUAACUAAGGGGAAGUUACUGCGUGAAGCAGUAACCGAGUUAACGGUCCAUGGUAACUCUGUCAUCGGGGAGUGCCUCAGUUUACUGUUAGAUAACUCACCAGAAGCCUCAGCUCUCUCCUGAGUUAAGUAAGCAGAACUCACUGCGUGAUAGCUGAGCAGUAACUGAGUUAACUGAGUUAACGGUCCAUGGUAACUCUGUCAUCGGGGAGUGCCUCAGUUUACUGUUAGAUAACUCACCAGAACCCUCAGCUCUCUCCUGAGUUAAGUAAGAAGAAGUCACUGCGUGAUAGCUGAGCAGUAACUGAGUUAACUGAGUUAAUGGUCCAUGGUAACUCUGUCAUCAGGGAGUGCCUCAGUUUACUGUUAGAUAACUCACUGAGUUCAAUUCACUGCAAGGUAAAUGCGUCAUCGGAGGUAAUUUACAGCCGUGGCACGGCGAGGAGUAGCCCAGGAGGGUUGUCCUUUCCACCGUUGCAAUCACGGCAUGAGGUGGAAGUGGGGGGAUCGGGAAUAGGUGGGUAGUCCCCUUUCCACCGUUGCAAUCACGGCAUGAUGCUCAAUUCAUAGGCACAGACCAGUUUCCAGAGGUAAGGGGACUAGGGCACGGACUGCGUAUGAUUCUUUGUGGGAAAAAUAGAUCAUGGUUCAGACCGUUCAACAUGUUCGAGUUUGGUGUUUCUCGUCUUCUUGCUUUUAUGAUGACAUAACCGGUUAGGGUGCUAGGGGAUGGUGGCACUUGUCGUUGGGUAGGAGAUUUAGAAAGUCGGACAACGAAAAGUUGGGCAGUUGUUGAGGAAAGUAAAGUGAAUAGAUCAUCUCUCUUGCUCGACUUUGAUAGUUUGUGACUUGUUCUACUUCGACUCUUUGUGAAGUUCUGAAUGAAGGAAGCCUCUGCCUUAAGACGAAAGGCAACCCAUAUGGCUGGCUGGCUGGCUGGCUGGCUGGCUCUUUAGGGUGUCAUGUCUCACAUGGUGAGAUGAUGCUCUGUGCUGUUCUCGAUCGCUAGUGGGCAAUUCCGUACUGCAUGCAUUUGGCGGAGGAUGAGCAGAACAGAGGGGGAGUGAUGACAGAAAUGAGUUGAGUGUGAUUCUUCCAAGCUCUUGAAUGUUCGAAAAGGAUGUUCAGCUGUGCGUGAGAGCCCGCGUGCCUGCAAGGGUUGCCCAUCUGCGGCAGAUGCUGUUCCUUACCCUCUGUCUUGUGACCGCUAACAUGGAGCGACGAGCGACGGCAAGUUUCUGUGCAAUGUGUUUGCAAGUUUUUGAUUGGGUAUCUUCCUUUUGUUCAAAUUUGUUGAUGUUCAGAAUUACUUAAAUUGUUUGUUGAAGAUGCUAUUCUCUUGUUCGUUGAAGAUGGGAUUCUCAUUGUUUAAUGAUGACAAUUUAGUAGUACAUGGGAAAUUUGGGCCCUAAAGUGCAGGGCCUUUGUAUUCGACUGGCCGCUGACGAAAAAAGAGAAGAUGGCCCUUGGAUGGCCAUGUUUGACAAUGAAUUUUUAGCUGUUUU
Molecule: messenger RNA, 5121 nt
Organism: Chara braunii
Lineage: Eukaryota; Viridiplantae; Streptophyta; Charophyceae; Charales; Characeae
Source: the annotation of a GenBank genome assembly